GUACCCACAGUAUCGGGAUGAUGAGGGACGAACGUUGCUGCACCUGGCUAUUCGGCAGAACCUUUUCGACGCUAUAGAGGGUGACAUUGCCUCCGCCGCUGUGGACGCCCGUGUAUAAUUGAAAAAACAACUUAGAUCUUACUAGGGAUAGAAUUUGUGAAUUAAUGGGACUGCUCCAUUACUUAGGACAAGAAUGGACGGACCCCCUUGAUGGAGGCAGCUGAAAGAGGAUACAGUCUCAUUUGCGAAGAAUUGCUGGCCAACGGGGCAUCAACAUCGACCGUAGCGUCGGAUGGAAGCACGGCGUUGACGAUUGCUCUUCAAAGUAACCACUUGCUUGUGUGUCAAGUUCUGGUGGCGGUGGACCCCGACCAAGCUGUACAGCGACUGCUGAUGGCAAUCAACAUGGACAGAAGAGAUGAAGUGGUGCUGCUUGUGAAAGCUGGUGUGUCGCUUGAUAUUACAAGGAUGACUGGAGGAGAAGAGAGAAAUCCACUUAGAGAAGCUACUUCACACCCGUUGAUUCUUCGAGAACUCCUUCGGUUUAAAGCGCCUGUGAAUGCGAAGAACAAAGCAGGAGCUACGGCUCUGACCUUCGCUGCUGCAGCUGGACAUUUGAAAGCGUGUGAGAUCUUGCUGGAUAACGGAGCAUCACUCAACUCGAAGGACAAUGAAGGGCGAACUCCAAUGUAUCAUGCCUGUUGUUACGAAAGAGAGAGUACAAUCGCUCACUUUGUCCAGCAGCUUGGUGUCUCUGUCGAUACAAUGAACAACAAAGGCCGGACUCCCCUGUUUUAUCAUGCUGAGCGUGGAAAUGUGCUUGGAUGUGAACUGCUACUUCGAUAUCAUACCAAUGCAAACCACAAGGACAUGUCUGCGUGGACUGCUAUUCAUCUAGCUGCCAGUUAUGGACACAAGGAAGUGUGUAGACUUCUCUUGGGCUAUGUGAUCCCAGCAGAUAUGGAGCGAGAUGACCAGCAGAUGGUGCUAUGUCGACCUACGUCCUCUAUAGGAAGCUGGAUCUCGGUGACGGAGACGUGCUUGAUGCGGAUUUACGCCAAGCUCAUGUCGUCUGGAGUGCAAGCAACUCUGCAAAAGUAUGGGACGCUGAGGAUACGAGACUGCAGUAUGAACACUUUGCUCCACGUUGCAGCGUCCAGUGCAGGUGACAAACACUGCUACUACAUCAUCCGAUGUCUUCAUUUGGUCGGAAAUAUCGCUAUCAACACUCAGAACUGCUUCUGUGAGACGCCUCUCGAUGUCGCGGCAGAUCGACAAUGCUCCAUGGCAUCGUCUGCGCUUCAAUCACUUGGGGCUGUGCAGAUAUCCAGCGAUAGCGAGAUAUUCCCCAGUGUGAUUCAACUAGCGGCUCCACGCAAUGGUCCCAUGUUCCGCACAGUGGUGGGUUCGUCCAAGGACUUUUCUUCUUGCUCGUGCGACCAUAUAGUCCAGUUAUGUCGGGGCAUUCAGGAUGGAAUUUACUCCUUCACCGACGACACCAUCGCUCAAGUGGACACUGAAAGAGAAGACACUGUCUUGCACUAUUUUCUCCAAAGUUUCAUCCAGCGUGCUUCAUUCCCGUCAGUGGAGGAGCAACGCGAUGUGCUCAGCUCAUCCGAGUGGCUCGGGACGACGGAAGCGCCCCGUUAUUUACGCGUCCUAAUAACGAAGCCGAACUGGGAAGGUAAAACGCCCUUGCACGUGGCCGCAGAAGUAGGAGCCUUGGGCUUCUGUGAAGUGCUGAUUGAGCUGGGAGCGUCGGCGAAAGAAGAGUGCCAAGCGCCAGAUAAUCGUCUUCUUGACCAGCCAACCGAGAAUCUUCAAUUUUGGAAACCUAUUAACUUUGCGGCGACAGUAAAAGCUUCUCUUGAUGAGGCACAGGCUUCGUAUGAAGAGCGUAGUGCACUGGUUGAGUAUUUGCUGAAGGAGCCCGACUCCUUACCCGAUGACGAGAACGCGGCGCAUGACUGCAAGGAGAAGAUACAAAUGCACUUCCCACUUCUCCUCCCUCUGUUUAUCCGAGUCGAAGACGACAUGAAGCACAAGGAGGACUAUGCAGAAGCUGAAGAGCUGUAUUUCAAGUUCUUAGAUGAUUGCUACACUCGGUUCCAAGACUCGACAGUGUAUGAAAACGACCCAAGUGGCAUUGCUGUACACAAUGUCUUCUUAAACACGAUUAGGUUCGGAAUCAAGAGUCUUAAGAAGGUGAUUGCACCACAGUUCGUGAUCGAGUCAACAGGAGACACUCUACUCCAUCUCCUUGCGGUCCACGGACACCCCAAGUUCGCCGCCAUGAUCAAGUUUUUAGUUGCCGACGCGCAGCUUGACAUCAACAAAACAAACAAGCAGUUGAAGACUGCGCUGCAUGUUGCGGUUGAGCACAACAUGCCAGAUAUUUGUCUGUUCUUGAUUGCUCAAGGUGCCGACGUGACAGCUUCGUGUCAGAAUCUCGAGACUCCGUCCAAAGAAGUGUGGCUGACACCUUUGUACACAGCGCUGUGGUCUGCUACUCCCAAGUACGAGAUCAUUGAGAUUCUGCUCAGUACGCCGCAGUCUAUUGCUAAGCCACGCAACCCCAAGUUUAAUCGCUCCGUACGCUACGAGCCUGGACAAGGACCAGACAUCAAGUGGAACGGCGUCGUCCUUGAGAAAUUACUGGAAGUUCAUGCGUCAGCCUUGCCACUCUUCUUGGACCAUUACGCAGUGGAAGUGAAUCGAAUCAACGGCGAGAAAGUGUACCGAUUUAUCGAGGUGUUCGAGAUCUGUGACUAUUUAGAGCAGAUUGUGAACCCCACAGGGACAUUAACGCCAAGUCUUUCGUCCAAGAAGACGAUCAAGAACUCGGCAGUGACCCAUCCCGUCGUCCGGAACGCCAUACACUUAAAAUGGGAGCUUUUCGGGGCGCACACGCACCGCAAACAGCUCUCUCUGUACGUGCUGAUGGUCACGUUCUUCUACCUGUCGAAUCUUUUGCUGCCGAAGAUGGAAAUUGUCGUGGAUGAGGACGGCAAAAAGCGGGAAUCGAUGCACAAAUGGAUCGAGUUCGACUCGGUCGUCGACUAUUUCGUGGGUAUCACCAAGGUUUGCUGUUGGGCGCUGGCUGUCUAUCAUCUUCUGUACGUCGAAUUCUUCAAGGAGUGGCGUUCCAACCCAAGGCAAUACUGGAGAUCCGUGUGGAACGUUCUGGAUGUGUUCACGUACUUGUUGAUGCUCGCUACGAUCCCGUUUGAAGUCUAUUCGGGUCAUGAUACGCAGCGAGAGUGUAUGUUGAGUCUGCUAAGUAUCCUGCUGUGUGUGAAUCUGAUGCAGGCGCUGUUGGUAUCGUCGUACUUCAGUGUGCUCAUAUUCACGUUCGCUCGGAUGUUCAAGGUGGUCGCACGGUUCCUGUUCCAGUAUCUGCUGCUGCUCUUGGGCUUCUCCGGUGGAUUGUUUCUGCUCUUUCACGGAGCUGGGCCCUACACGGACUUCUUCAGUGCCGUGCGGAUUGUGUUUCUUACCACGUUUGGCGAGCUGAAUUACGGCGAUAACUACAGCUUCGACGACAGUCUCCGAGCACGGAAUUACUUGGCAUUUCUACUGCUAACAACAUACGUGAUCGUGGUGAUUGUUGUCGCUAUGAAUCUCUUGAUCGCUUUGAUGACGUCUGAGUAUGAGAAGGUUCGUACUCAAGCGAAGGAAUUGUCAUUACUGGAGCUCGCGGGUGCUCUGCAUCGUUACGAGCAGUGGAUCGGAUACAGUGUCGUGCGGAAGCUCUACUCGACUCCUAGAGGCCAGCAGCUUAUUGAGAGCUGCGUCUCCCACGUUCCUGGAGUACAACAGCGUCGAGUCUUCUAUCGCCGCGACAUGACGUCGUCUGUGUCUUCGUCGUUCUCAGAGGUCACAGCCAAUGCAUACGGCGUCCAGGACACUCAACGCAGCAAGAUUGACGCUUUAAACUACUCACUUUUCAGCAAAGGCAACGCCGUGGAUAGUAUGGAGAUGGACAGUAUCACGGAGGCUAUUACGACGCAAGUCAUGAAGCACGUACACGACGAAGUGGAGGCUCUACGAAUGCAGGUAGCGACGGAGCUUCAAGACGUUCGGGAGCUGCUAGAGACGGCGCAUAAAGGCAACGCACUCGCGCAGAAGGACGUGGCUAGUAAACUCGUCGACGUGUUAAAGUUGCUUGCGAAGGAUGAGAAGGCAUCGAAAUGA
Messenger RNA from Phytophthora infestans T30-4, 4194 nucleotides. RefSeq lists its product as uncharacterized. Gene Ontology annotation, cellular component: cytoplasm; membrane; nucleus. Gene Ontology annotation, molecular function: monoatomic ion channel activity; protein binding. The record is from RefSeq and is a predicted model, not a curated record. The coding region runs from base 211 to 4194 and encodes 1327 amino acids. Gene Ontology annotation, biological process: monoatomic ion transport; transmembrane transport. Lineage: Eukaryota; Oomycota; Peronosporomycetes; Peronosporales; Peronosporaceae. The transcript has 14 exons.